Carassius auratus (goldfish) is the source of this 4543-nucleotide messenger RNA. RefSeq names its product zinc finger protein 521-like. Gene Ontology annotation, biological process: regulation of gene expression. The record is from RefSeq and is a predicted model, not a curated record. Lineage: Eukaryota; Metazoa; Chordata; Actinopteri; Cypriniformes; Cyprinidae. The transcript has 2 exons. The coding region runs from base 224 to 4132 and encodes 1302 amino acids. Gene Ontology annotation, cellular component: nucleus.
AGAGAUACUGCCCUCUGUAGUGAACGGCGGGAAUUACACGUCUCUACAGAAACUGGGUGCAAAAUACAUACCGCCUUUCGGGUUGAAAAUAAAUAACUUCUAUCAUUAAAAUCAUGCAAGUUUGUAAAUCGUACUUUCCCAAGGAGAUACUAAACAAUAACAAAAACGUUGGUUACGCUUCUUAAAUGUAAUAUUGGCAGAGGAAUCAUCUGGUGCCUAAAAAAUGCUUGGGUUUCAAGAAACAAGAUCUACUGGAAGUCCUAAAACAUACAGUUGUGUGGCAUGUUCAGCUACUUUUCAUAAUUUGGCAUCACUCCUGGUGCACCAAGCGUCUCAUGCAAGUGAUAUCUCUCAACAGCCAGAAUCAGCAUUACCUACUUGUGUCAGCUGUGGAAGCUUAUUUACAAGCCAAGAUCUCCUUGAAAAACACCACUGUGCAAUGUUGCCCACUCCAGCAUCUCCAGUCCACACCUGCAUAUGUGACUGUGGCGAGGAGUUUAGUGAUCUUACAGCUCUUGAAGACCACAAAAAGCAACAUGGGUCAGAAGACAAGGUCAAAUCAGAUUUGGAGAGUAUUCCAGUUGUGCCAGAUAACAAAACAGCCUCCAGCCAUCCUAUCUCAGACCAAGUUUUUCACAGUCUUUUGCCAUCCCAUUCCCAUGAAAAACCCCUUGCACAAAAUCCACCUUCUACUUCAAACAUUGACAUCAAGAAGAACAAAUCCAAUGAAUCUGCAGACAUGAACGGCAACAAAUCUGCAGACAUGGACGGCAACAAAUCUGCAGACAUGGAUGGCAACAAAUCUGCAGACAUGGAUGGCAACAAAUCUGCAGACAUGGACGGCAACAAAUCUGCAGACAUGAAAAACAAUGAAUCUGCAGACAUGGGUGACAAUGAAUCUGCAUAUAUGGACAGCUACGAAUCUGCAGACAUGAAAAGCAACGAAUCUGCAAAAAUGGACGGCAACGAAUCUGCAGAUAUGGAUGGCAACGAAUCUGCAGACAUAGACAGCAACAUCUUGAAGCCAUCUGAAUCCCACAGUGUUACCGAAGAGCAAGUGCAGUUACCUGAACAGGACAAUGAUGCUUUACCAUCCUCCAACGUGGUAAACAACUCUGUGCAAGACAAUGAGAAAUCACCAGAAUCUAGUGAAGAUUCAGCUGCAUUUAAUAAGAAAUCAAUCCUGAAGAUGCUAGCAUCUGCUUACAUGAGUCAUAGACAACCUGUCCAAAUGAAACAGAGGAACUUGCCCCCCAGAAAAGUUUCACCAAGAGCACCAAUGCAACCUGCGAUCAUCAUGACAAUACCAAAACCCAAGCCACUGGAGAAUCAAUCAAAGACAAAAAAAGACAACACCAUGGUUGGAGUGAAAACUGCAAAGAUGUUGCCUAAGAAGAGCAAGAUUAUAUCUGUGACACAAACUCUCUGUCCUGUGGUGGUUCUUGAAACUCGCCAAAAACUUGUUGGCCGGGACAAUGUGGAAGGCAGACAUCAGUGCAGACUCUGCCGUAGGGUUUUCCAAGACGUAGACACCUUGAUAAUGCAUCAUGCCCUGCAUAAAAAAGAACGAGUUAAAUUUUGUCUUUGUUGUCAACAAUUUGUGAUAACCAUAAUCUCCGUCCCAGAAAGCCAUGUCUGCUAUGAUGGAUUUUCUAGAAACCAUCAACCUUUGAUGGGAAAAAUGUCUCUGAAACCAAUCAGCCCUACAGAUCAACAGGCAGAAAAAAUGUUCUACUGUUCUUUAUGCAAGCGUGGCUACACACGCAUACGCAGCCUCAAAAAGCACAACUGUCCCUGUAAAAAUUCUCUGAAAUCCCCGACCACUGUAGGCACCAGCGGUAAUGUCAAACUUCAAAAUUUGGAGGAGUGCAAUAGAGCUUUCCUAAACUCGAAAACAAAUCAAAUGUCAACACAGCAUAUAGAUAUUGGUGUAGGCACGGAGUCGGUAAAGAUUGAGGAACAGACCACAGAACUUCCUAUCGGCAAAAAAGAUCAGACUGGGCUGAAGAUGCAGCUGAAGGACCAGUUAAAUCCCCCGAAAACCCUUGAAUCCGUCUUUGCCAGUGUUUCUAACGCCAAACCAACUGAACCAACUAAAAACUCAGUUGAAUUACCAGCCAACAUAGGUGAUGUAAAACAAGAGGAAAGUGAUAAAUUGGUUGAAAAGCAGUGGACCAUGCCUUUGGAUGAUGCUGAAAUUGAUGUACUAAUAGAUGUGGAUCAAAAGGACUCAGAUGAGGACGAUUUGACAGAUGUGGUAGGAGACGACUGCGAUGAAGCUGAGGAUGAUGUCAUUGUAGAGCCUCAUGAGGACAUGGAAAUGAAGUCAGCAGUACCUAGUAAUGGCUUUCAGGUGCAUGUGACUAACAAAGGCUUGAAAAGGUUUGUUUGCAACGGGUGCCAGAGAAGCUAUUCCCGCCUGUUUACUCUAAAGGAGCAUUUGAGGUUUUGUGAUGCAAGAGAGUUAAAGCUGCCAAAUGUUACAUCAUCCAAUACGGCUGGGCCGAUUAAAAGGUUUCCAUGUCCUCAGUGUGGUAAGUUCUUUAGCCGCAAAGACAAUAUGAAUAUGCAUCAAAGGAAGUGCCAUCCUGCAACAAACACUGAUUCAGUAGUAAGUAACAGAACAGUGGAGCCUAAAACACCUGUAGCUCAGGAAAACUUAUUCGUCCUGUCACCAUCUACAGAAAGUCAAGCAGUCCGUCAAGAAAGCACUCCGAAUACUAGCAGUAACAGAAACUGGGGGAUCAUGUCACUUCCAUCUGUGCUCCCAAGAAGAGUGACGUGCGAAUGCGGAUCCUCGUUCACUUGUCCUCGACUUCUCUUCGAACACCUGCAACAGCAUGCGCAGGAGUCCUACAUUUGUCCACACUGUGGUGAGAACCUACAAUCAUGGAUGGAUUUUGAGGCACAUCAGCAGUUGCACCAAGCUCAGAGCUCUUCAAGUGAGCAAAGAGCUGCCCAGCAGCAACCUCAUUCAUUUUCCCAAGCGCAACCAUCCCGUGCUCUGACUCGGCCGCAACAGUCUCCAGGUUUUCCUGAGCAUAACAUAAAAGCCCAACUGCCUGGACUCUUGGCACCUCAACAUUUGAACAAUAGGCCAAUUCCUGAGGCUCUGACUUGCAAUAAAUGCAAAAAGAACUUCAGUCUCCGCAGAAACUUGUUAAGACACAUACGGUUGCGUUGUAAUGGCGAUACUGCAGAUCAGAAGAAUCACACCUGCUCUCGUUGUGGUACAACAUUCCAAAGCCCAUUGAUGCUUAAAAUUCACAUUCAAAGCAAUACAUGUAAACCUGCAUUUAAACCGAUUCGGUGCCCGGUGUGUGUGCGUUGGUUCAGUUGUCUAGAUGGGCUCAAGAGACACCUGGUCUCACACAGCAGGCAGUCCGUCUUAACAUGUCAGAUUUGUGACCAGAACUGUCCAACCCCUCAGGCACUCGAGGAGCAUAAAAGAAACGUUCAUCGACUCAACAGCGGAAUGAGGCCAGCGGAGAAUGCACAACAACAGCUGCAUCAAGCUGGUGCACAAACCAGUCCAUCUACUCCUACUCCUUUUCAAUGUCACAUUUGUCUUCGCUACUAUCCAAAGCUUCAGUCCCUGAAGGAUCACUUGAGGAAAGUUCAUCGGCCAAAACAGCCGAAACAAACAAAUCGGAGUACCAUAGAACCGGUCCGUUCUGGACCGUUUCAAUGUCAGAUAUGUGACCGCUUCUAUCCUAACAUUAAAUCUCUGAAAAACCACAGAAGAAGAGUGCAUCACAUUGUGGGUGGUGUGUUUCUGCCAUCAAAGGGAACGGAGCAAAACAUCACUCCCAGUCAUUUUCAGUGUCACAUUUGCCCAGGCAGCUAUCCAGAUGAACAGUCCCUCCGAAACCACAGAAGGAGGGUCCAUCAAAUAGUGGAAGGUCAGGACCUGUCGAGGGGAAUCACUCAACACAUUCUAUACAAGUGUCAGAUUUGCCAGCGCGGCUAUCCUGAUGCAGUGUCCCUUAGAAAUCAUAGGAGGAGAGUUCAUCGUAUAUUAGGGCCAGUGCCUGAAACGCCACCACCACCACCACCACCACCACCAACAACAACAACAACAAAUAAUGACACAGAAGAUGUUCUAGAGCAGAAACCGAUACCUUUCCUGUGAACGGUGUUCAUGCUUUCAUAAAAGGUGGAUCUGCUGCUUACGUUUAUUGCUGUAUAUGCAAAAAAAAAAAGUCAUAAGGCAGCAUCUGUUGAGUAUAUUAUACCAUUUAGUAGAAGACAAAUAAUUUUGAAUAGUUCAAGUGUCAUAUCUGAUCAGUAGUGUAACAGUUUUUUUGUUGUUGUUAAUACAUUGUUUAGCUUACUCUGUAUUUCAUUGAUGCUGCCUUAAUUUAAUUCAUCUAUUAAAUACAGACCCCCCCCCCAAUACAAACAGAAAGAUUUUUGGCGAAUGCACUGUAUAAAUGUAAAAUAGAACAGUUGAUGGCUGUUUUUAAGGUAGCCAAUGUGUAUUAGUGUACUGUAAAUACAUUUUGUCCUACGUUGCAUCAAUAAACACAAUGGUGACAUCUUU